Messenger RNA from Pristis pectinata (smalltooth sawfish), 5513 nucleotides. Its product is annotated as transmembrane protein 45B-like. Bases 247 to 1074 code for a protein of 275 amino acids. Lineage: Eukaryota; Metazoa; Chordata; Chondrichthyes; Rhinopristiformes; Pristidae. The transcript has 6 exons. The record is from RefSeq and is a predicted model, not a curated record.
GGGUGGGGCGGGGUGCUCCGGGCCGUUCAAUGUAUCACAGUGGGAGCGCUGUCGCUGAUGAGUUGGAUUCUGGCGGAGUUUGAGGAGUUUUGAAACCUGUGUUGCUUUGAAACAAAAAGAAGUGAUGAAAGUAUGAUAUUCAGGACUUCCGGAGACAGAAUUCUUUCGCUUUAAGGGAUUGCAUUGAGGGGAGAGUGGAUGGAGCAUCUCUGAAGCAGUUUGGGGAAACAAUACAGUUAAAAAGUCAUGGGUAAUUUCAAAGGACAUGCACUCCCUGGAAGCUUUUUCCUUCUAUUUGGCCUCUGGUGGUCCGUGAAAUAUCCUAUGCGAUAUCUCUGCAGAAAGAAUAAGAAUGUUUGUUAUCUAACAUCAAUGUCUGGGCAUCGACGAUUAGACAUCAUUGAGGGAAUUGUAAAAGCUAGCUUUGCACUGAUAGGUAUGUUAGCUGAGCAAUUUGUCCCUGAUGGACCUCAUCUGAAGCUAUACAACUAUGAGGAACAGCAUUGGGAUCACCUGAUGAACUGGCAGCAUGCAACUAUGUAUCUCUUCUAUGGUAUCUCGGGGAUUGUGGACAUUAUUGUCCAUUUAACACCUGCAGUGCCAUUAGCCCUGGAUAGACUCAUGCUUGCUAUUGCAGUCUUCAUUGAAGGUUUCUUAUUUUAUUAUCAUGUCCAUGGGCGUGCGAUGCUUGACAUUCACGUCCAUAUUCUGCUGUUGGUGGCUGUGUUUGGUGGUUCCAUUAGCAUCUUUCUUGAAGUCUUUCUCCGUGGGAAUAUAGUACUGGAGCUUUUGAGGACAAGCCUUUGUAUACUGCAGGGCAGCUGGUUCUGGCAGAUUGGGUUUAUUCUCUAUCCUCCUAAUGGAAGCCCUGAAUGGGACCAAAGCAGCCAUGACAAUAUGAUGUUUAUUACUAUGUGCUACUGUUGGCAUUACGCCUUUUCGCUUCUGAUUGUGGCCAUUAGCUAUGCAAUUGUCAGUUGGGUGAUUCAUACAAAGUUAAAACGCGUUGAGCCUCUGGAAAUGGGACUGCUUAAAUCAUCUGAGAAAGAUCAAGAGACUGAAGAAGAAAUGUAGCCAGAUAAAUUUUGUCAUUUGCUACUACUGUGCCUUCUUUAUUACUGGAAUAUGCCUUUUUAAAAAAAAAAUACCUUUAGUGAUUUUUGGUUGACCUCCUUUCCUAUGGGUAAACCUGUGUCUAUGAUGAAGUGCUUUAUGCAUGAAAAUGAACUGUAUUGUCUGUACUUUUCUGCAUUGUCCAUAAUUUGUGACAAGUCUGUUGAUGGUAAAGGCUGGCAUUGUGCAACUUCAUACCAUGUUCCACUCUUUGUCAGUGAUGGAAGAUGGGAGAAAUGCAUUCUUUUGUCAGAAUCUCAUUUUUUUUGUGCUUUAAAGUUGAAAACAAAAUGAGAAAAAUCAGAAUAGGAAUUAAGGUGAUUUGUAAAAUGUAGUUUGUCUGUCUGAGAGAAUGGAAGUCUGAUUAUAAUUUUAGUCAUUUUUAAAAUGUCCCUGCAAGGUGGAUUUCAGUUUGAGAAAAUAUGUUGCCUGGGACAUAUCCAGAAAUGUUUAAGACUUUUGAUGAAUCUUGAAGGUCUGUUCUUUCUGAAUACCUGAGUAUGCUCUAUACGAGGUAGUGCAGUUCAGGCUGCUUUCCAUUUUAAAGCAGUUUACCAAUAACACUGAUAUUCCACGAGAAAGGACAAAGGCUUAAAUGCUUCAGGUUGGCACUGUCCCUUUCAGGAAAAAAAAGAUUAUACUGAUAAUAGAACAUAAAAUAGAAAAGAAUUUGAAUGGAAGUUUCAUAAAGAAAAUUUUGAACAAAGAUCAAUGGAACGAAAUUGGUCUGGGCCAUUACAUGAAACGUGCUCAGAGUGAACAAGAAAUCUGUUUUACAUUGAGUUGAAAAGAAAGUCAACACUAGCUAUAGGAUUCCUAUGGGUCUACUUCACGGUCCAGUCAAAGAUAAAAAUUUUACCUCCCCCAACCCCCGUCACCCACUUUCACAUGCUUGAAGUAUCUGCAGUCACAUCAUUGCAAAGAUUCUGUCAGAGCCAUACAUGAAAAAAGACCUAUGGUUUUUAUAUUUGUAGCAAAAUCAUGUGUUCUUUAUACAUGUGUUUAUGCUUUAAGAAAAAAUGAGUAAACGUUGCAAACCAAGAUAAAUAAUUUCUAAGUUCUGCUUGAGAAGUUAUUGGUGCCAAGUAUCUCCUUGGGUAUUUUUUAAGUUUAACCACCACAACUGCAGAUGCUUUAGGAUAUUAGUGGGGUUUCCAACAAUCUUGUGAUAAUGGUGACUGAAGGAUUCCAAGAAAAUUCCUAGCUGGUUCUAUUUAAUACGAUCUCAAUAACAGAAUGCCAUGUGUUUCUCUUGGACCAUUUUACAAGUAGAAAUGCUGUCUUGUCAUUAGACAUAUUCUCAUAGUAGUGUUUGAAAAUAAUGUUAAAGGGAGAAAAUCUGUGUACCAUAAUUGAACUUUUGAGAUGAGAACAACAUUUAAAAUCAGUGUAGGAAAUAAAGCACAGAAGGCUGAGGACUGACGAAAAAGUGUACCUAAUGACAAAUGAAUAUUUAGUCAAGGCUGAUGUAGAUUUCACUGUACAAACAAGAAGACAAAUCAGAUGUGGUAAACAGGUGCCUUUCACUACAAUGAUCCUCCAAGGCUAAUAUUUAACAUGUUUCUUUACCUUUGGAACAUUUUUGUGUCUUAAUUUUUCAGGACCAGGAAAUUACUUGCAAACUUUGUUCUCUUGAUGACUGUUUGUGCUGUGAUAUUGAUGACAUAUUAUUAGUUAAUCUAAUAUCUGGCAUCAUUCACUUCUGAUGGACAAGGCAUUCUUGUCACAUUAGACCAUUGUACUUCAAACACUGGGCAUCAAGCCUGAACCACUUUCUGGACUAACAUUUAGGUCCACUGGUUAUACUUAACUAAGCUUUACACUUUUUCAUAAGUUAAAUGGAAAGUUAAUUUGGAACAGAUUGUACCAUGACCAGAAACUGUUGCUACAGUGUUUUUUUAAGAAAAGAAAGUACCCCUGUGUAGUUUAGUAAAUUGGUUUAUUUUUGUCACAUGUACCGAGGUACAGUGAAAACUUGUUUUGCAUGCUGUCCAUACAGAUCAUUUCAUUACAAAAGUGCAUUAAGAUAGUACAAGGGAAAACAAUGCAGAAUAAAGUGCUAUGGUUACAGAGAAAGUGCAGUGCAGGUAGACAGUAAGAUGAGGUAGAUUGUGAGGUCAAGAGUCUAUCUUAUACUAGGGACUGUUCAAUGGUCUUUUAACAGCGGGAUAGAAGCUGUCCUUGAGCCUGGUGGUACUUGCUUUCAGGUUUUGUAUCCUCUGCCUGAUGGGAGGGGGGCAAAAAGAAAAUGUCCAGUGUAAUUUAGAAUGAGAUGGAAGAAAAUUCAGGAAGAGAGUUUUGGUUCACACUGCCUAAACAUCCUGAAUUUCUCUACCUUAUUUGCCAGAAUAUUGGCAUAUACUUUUACGCACAAUGUGCAUUUUAGGAUGUCAGUGCUACUUCAUGAUAUAUAAAUGUCUUCAAGCCAACAACAGCAGUAACUGGUUAGUGAAAUACAUUAAUCAGUCGUAUCCAUAACCACCCAGGGGAGGGGGGUGGUUGGGUAUUGGUAUUGGUUUAUUAUUGUCACUUGUACCGAGGUACAGUGAAAAGCUUUUAUUACAAACCGAUCAUACAAGUCAAUUCGUUACACAGUGCAGUUACAUUGAGUUAGUACAGAGUGCAUUGAUGUAGUACAGGUAAAAACAAUAACGGUACAGAGUAAAGUGUCACAGCUACAGAGAAAUUGCAGUGCAAUAAGUUGCAAGGUCACAACAAGGUAGACUGUAAGGUCAUAGUCCAUCUCAUUGUAUAAAGGGAACUGUUCAAUAGUCUUAUCACAGUGGGGUAGAAGCUGUCCUGGUGGUAUGUGCCCUCAGGCUCCUGUAUCUACCUGAUGGAAGAGGAGAGAAGAGAGAAUGUCCUGGGUGGGUGGGGUCUUUGAUUAUGGGUGUUGCUGUGGUGGUUAUUGAGAAAGACCAAGUGUUAGCAAACUUGAAACUGUUUGGAAUCCUGGACUGAAAAAGGAAAUUGAAUUAACUUCUGGAAUUAUUACUGAGGAAAAGCUUAAUUUUUUUUAUGAUACCACUGAGUAGAUAAAAAGAACAAAAACACCACCGUUUUAGUGUAGGUACAUCCUAUAGGUAUUAUGAUACAAUAUACAGUAGUUUUUGUCUCUAUUGGGGAAAAAUAUUGACACCAUUCCUCACUCCUACUGCAUGAUGGUUGCAACCUGACAACUGUGCUGGCAAUUUGUUCCAACUGCCACUCCUCCUCCUCAGCCAAUGCAAAUGCCUCCUCCCUUACACUCUCACCAAUUUACACUCACCAAUUUACACCCUCCACCCACCUGACCCCAACCCCAUCUUCCAAGUCCAAUGCUGUCAGACCUCUAUCUCCAAAAAAAAACUCUGGGCUACCCCUCUCACUUCCUGUUCCCUGCUCAACUGCUACCAAUGUCUGUAAUUGUGCCUGCCUGUCUUCAGUCAGAUGAGCUCAAUGUGUGCUUACAUGUUGAAAAAUUAGAAAAGAAUUUUAGACAUUUGACUAACUCAAACAUUCUCAUUUUGCCUUAAACAUUUAAGAAUUUUGAGUAUUCUCCCAAUUACUUUUUCAAAUCUACAUACUUAUCAAUUUUAAAAUGUUAAGCAUUCAACGCUCAUAUUUACACAAUAUACAUGUUUUAAGAGCUAUACUUGAUGUGCAGUAUGCAAAAGAUUGAACAGGAAAGCUUGAAACCAUUGUAGAUUUUUUUUUGUAGAAAUGGCUUUUUAUAAAUAAAUUCAUUGUAGAUAAACUUAGAUUUUCUUUUUAUGCAAUCCUAAGUAAUAUAUAGUCAGGUAAGCAGUAUAUAUCAUGGAUGAAAUUAAUAUUUAUUUUCUAAAACUGAGAAAUAUAUUAUGUAGUUUUAUCUUUGUUAAACAAACACAAUUCUUGAAGUUGAUUCAGUUAAUUUAAAUGUUGUAUAAUUGUUUCAGUUUGCCAUUGAGCUUGCUUACAGUGCAAUCUUUUUUCAGCAAGGACCAAAAAUGAUCUCCAAACUCUCUUAAUUAGUGGAUAAUUUCAAAAGAAUGUAUAUAUUUGAUUUUAUAUUGAUUUGUUUUCCAUUUAAUUUUGCUGCCUGAAAUACAUUUAUUUUCUGAAGCUUAUAAUGCCCUUACUAUAUAUUGGGAAGAAUAUAUCUGUCAAUUCAAAUUGUACUGUACUUAGGUGGUUAUAUGAAUAUGUUAAUGUCAAUGAAUCUAUUUCUGAAGGAAAUAAAGGAAAUGAAGAUUCUUUAACUAGAAAUAGUCAAAUAUUAAGUUCUUUCAGUUUGUUAAAAGUUGUUGUAAUAUACCUAUGUUGAUGUCUUAAGUUUCUAAAAAUGAUUAAAAUUGUUAUUCUUAAAUUAUUUUUUCAUUUCUCUAUAAAUUGUGUUCAAGCAAAUAUGACUAAAUGACUCUGUAUGUUAACAUAAGGAC